UUGUAUGGUUGAAGUUUCUGAGAGAGAAAGAGAGAGUAAAUUUUUUCAACGAUUUGAUUGUCAUUUAAUUGCCCAAAAUGUGAGAACAAUUUUUAAUCAACUGAUUAUUUAAUGUGAAAUUUAAUGUGAUUUACGGUUACAUUUAAGUUUACUUGUUGUUCAUGUAAAUAAUGAGAGGAUUGAUGAUCCAAUCAAGCACUUUACCAAAUCCACGUUUGAAGAAAGACAUAACUGCCUCAUUAGCCUCAGAUGGUAGGAUCUAUUACAUAAACCCUGUAAGCCAAACAACUUCCUGGUUACCACCAAUUGAUGCUUGGGAUGCCGGUGAUCCUUGUUUACCCUAUGGUUGGGAAAUUGCUUGUGACUCAGAGAAAAAUUAUUACAUCAAUCACAUUAAUAAAACAACUACAUAUGAAGAUCCAAGGAAAGAUGAAGAUGAAGCACCACCACAGCCAAGAGAAGUUGAAUUGCUUCGUGAUCCUGAUUGUGGAUUUGGGUUUGUCGCAGGUUCUGUUAAACCAGUGAUAGUUCGUUCUGUCAAAGAAGGUGGGCCUAGUGAAGAUAAAUUAAUACCAGGAGAUCAAAUACUCAAAAUCAAUGGUCUUGAUGUACUUCAAGCACCUCGAGAUGAGGUUAUUGAUAUGGUUAAAUCUUGUCAAGACUCAGUUAAGUUGACUGUUUGUCAACCCUAUUCAACUCGUAAAUCAGCCAUUUUAACAGCCGCCAAGAAAGCUAAAUUAAAAUCUAAUUCAUCAAGGGUUCGAUUUGCUGAAGGAGUUGCUAUUAAUGGGUCUCCUUUAUAUUGUCCAACCGCAUUUGAAUCAGAUGUACCCAUCAUGCCAAAUGUGUUGAAGGUUUUCCUGGAAAAUGGUCAAACCAAAACGUUUAAAUAUGACAGUUCCAUUACAGUGCAACAUGUUCUGAACUCUCUUAUAGAGAAACUUGACCUUCGUUGUCCAGAAUAUUAUAGUCUUUGUACGGAACAUAUUAAAUCAAUAAGACGGAACAAGUUAACAAUUCUAGAUCCCAAAGAUACUUUAUCCAAAAUCGCUGCUCGACCUGGUGCUCACAAUUUAAGAUGUUUAUUCAGGAUGACCUUUGUGCCAAAAGAUACCAAUGAGUUAUUUAAAAAGGAUCCCAAUAGUUUUGAAUAUUUAUAUGGACAAUGUUGCAAUGAUGUAAUUCAGGAAAGAUUUACACCCGAAUUGAAAUAUGAAAUAGCCUUAAGGUUAUGUGCAUUACAACUUUAUCAACACGCAUUAGUCAAUGGAUUGGUUAAUAAUCGAGGAAAAGUGAAUCUAAAAGCAGUCGAAAAGGAAUAUGGUUUAGAACCUUUUGUGCCAUAUUCUUUGGCGGAAACGAUGAAACGUAAACAACUUCGAAAGUAUCUCAUUCAUUCCCUUAAACAGAAUCGAUCCCUGAUUCCAACGGGUCAGAAACAUUUGACCGAAGGACAAACCAAAAUUCAUUAUCUGACCAUCAUCAGUGAAUUACCCUGUUAUGGAGCUAAAUUAUUCUCAACUAUAAUCCGUGAUUCAACCGCUGAUUUAGCAUUACUCAUAUCACCAAAAUAUGGUAUUAGUCAUGUUACCCAUGGACGUCAAUCAUCACCGAUAACCUUAGCCAAAAUAGAGGAUGUGACUAGUAUUCAAGUAACCAAAGACGAUGAUCUUAGUUUUACCGUUGAAAUACAAUUAAAAGGUACUGGUAGUUCAAUCGAAACCUCACCGUUACAUUUUGCUCUGGACGAGAAAGAUGCUGAGGAGUUUACCUUGGUUCUAAAAGGUUAUCAUCAAUUAUUAACAAAAACUGGAGAUGAAAAUGAUUCCAAAGAGAUUCCCGUCUACUGGGAUGUGGGACCUUCAUGGUGGACUGAUUCAGAUUUAAGUGAAUCAAUGAUUGCUCCAAGUUAUCAUGGUAAACAUUUGGUUAGAGUUGCCCCCUGGUCAUAUCCACAAUCAAUUGAUCCAAAUGAAUUUCGAAUGAUUGACUUUUCUCAACCACCGACAACAGCCAUGUCAUUAAGCCUCGAUGAAUCUAAUUAUGACAAUGGUUACGAAUCUAAUAAGGAUGACUGUGAUUACCUAAGCUCACUAAUAAUACCACCUCCACCAACAAGUUCACCCUCCUUUAAUCAAGAACUAGAUGAGAUAAUUGCGAGAUUUUGGAAAGCAACAGAUGAUGUGAGAAAAGUUUGUAACGAAUCUGAUUAGUCAAUCUUUUUGUCCUAUUUCAUUUUUUUCUUAAUUUUGUGUUUCUUCACACUCAUUGAGUAAAUUUUAUAAACUUUCAUCAAUAAAUAACUUUUUCUCUUAA
Molecule: messenger RNA, 2316 nt
Organism: Panonychus citri (citrus red mite)
Lineage: Eukaryota; Metazoa; Arthropoda; Arachnida; Trombidiformes; Tetranychidae
Product: FERM and PDZ domain-containing protein 4-like
Biological process (GO): signal transduction
Cellular component (GO): cytoskeleton
Molecular function (GO): protein binding
Source: RefSeq, a predicted model, not a curated record